UCUGGGUUCUACCACAGUAAGAGGGAACCGUUGCCUUUUCAGACUUCUGGCCACAGUUUUUUGACUAGGGCACCGCGCCCGUGGCCUUUUCUCCAAAAACUACUCCACUUUGCUAAAUAAUUUUUUUCCCACCCCAUUUUGCUAAAUAAAUAUUUUUUUUUUACAUUUCAGAAAAAAAAAAACUUAAGCUUUCCCAAAAAAAAAAGUAGUUGCAUUUAAGACUAGUUCUAUACUUCUCUAUUGAAGGUGUUCACAAUUAAUAAGAGAGAAUUGCAGAUACAAGUAACUUGAUAUUUGUUGGUCAUAUUUAAGUGCUUAAUUAACAUUGGAACGCGAAGGUUUCCUUGGGAUCUUCUACCUAAUUCACUAGAUAAGUGGAUAUGACGUUUUGUUUAUGUUAGUCACAUUUUUUAAGUUGUUGAUGAUAUUUACAAUUUAAAUAGAUAAUGUUCUUCAAAAAAAUAUUGUUAGGGGUCUAUUUUUAUUAUUUGCCCAGGGCCUCCAAAAUGUCGGGACCGGCCCUGCAUAUUACUACAAUUCCCUACCAAUGUCGGGUGGAUCUAUCACACCUUACUCACUUCAAGUCUUGUAAAGGGAAGAUCCUAGAAUGGCCUCCAAAGGCUCUUCCUCCUCAUCUCGGGGAAGACGCAGGAGUACAAAUAAAAACAAAGGUAUUGUAAUCUCUGAUUCCCUAAUCUUAUCUGGGCCCACUGCCCAUCAAUCUAGACCCACUGUCCAAAAAUCUGAGCCUACUGCUCAAAUCCAAUCUUCUCAACCAAAGCAAACUAAAGCAGAUUAUGCUUUACCUAUCCAAACACUUCUUGCCCUCAAACAAUCAGGCUUAGAUGAAAUACCUCAAGGCCUUACCAAACUCCCAAAAAAGACCUGGGCCAGCAUUGCAGAUGAAGAUGAUGACCACCUAACCAGAGUUCAGGUUACCUGACCAAAACAAUCUCCAGAUUCCAAACUCUCAUUGAACCAGAAUGGUGGGAAUUGGCAUUAAACUCUUCCCUAACCAUCUUGACCCCAUUCACCCAAAUAAAACCCAAAGAUUCUACGAGUUCAUUCUUGUAGACACAAACAACAUAGAAAUCAAGCAUUUUAGGGAUAAAUCUGAUGACUCCCUAAUUACUCAUUCUACACUCCAAAUUCUCCGUGUCCUUCGUCCCACUGACUUUGGACCCAAUCCAAAUAGCUACAAAAAAUUCUCCCAAAACUUUGACCCAGUAGGUUUUAACUAUUGGGACUACAUUAGAGCUUGGGAUAACACAAUCCUAGGUUUGCAGAAUAAAAAUUUCAAACAUUCUUGGCUCAUUUAUUUCAAAUGGACCAACAAAUACUCUUUUCCAAAUUGGUUUCAUUCCUGGUGGAAUUUCUUUGGACCAACAAUCGAAAUCUUUCCCUCGGAAGUUCUUGAGGGUUACAAUCAUUUCCUAAAACAUUGGAAUAAAGAAUUAAACAAUUAUCCUGAUUGUUUAAAUUUUUAUACAAUCUUUUCCCUCUCAUGGGUAUUUUCCUGGCGUUAUGGUCUUAAGACUAAAACCCAACCAAUUCUCUUCAAACAAGCUCUUAUCAAAUGGUGGAGGAUUUUUGAUGCUUCCAAAGCCUACAAAGAGAAUGUUAAUCAGUGGUUUAAGUCCAACCAGAAUUGUCUCAAGCACGCCAGUCCACAAUCUAACCUCUUGCUCAAUCAGAAGGCCCAUAUCACAGCGGCCCUUGCAGGAGCUUCAACAGAAGAAGAUUUGCUGAAAAAUCUCCAAACAGCCCUUCAAUUAUUGAAAGAGCCAAAGGAGCAGGCCUCAUCCUCAAAGGCCCCUCAGCAGAAAAUCUCCUCACAAUCCUCUUUCGGGUCAGAUUUUGUCCUGGAGACUCCAGAACCAAGUGAUGAUGACCUCUGCUAAGUUUCGUCGUCUUGUAAUCAUUUGGUUUUAUAAUAAUUCAAUCUCAAUUAUUGUAAUUCACUGUAGCAACAGUAGACUUUUUACUGUAGCAAAUAGUACCCGUCAAAUAGUACCGGCCACCGGAACUAUUCAACCGGAACUAUUUAAACAGUGUUCAAUUUUUCCUUUAAAUAGGCUUACUCUGAACCUUGUUAGGCAGAGUUUAGAUACACCAAGAUAGAGAAACACUUUGAGAGCUGAGCGACUGUAAGCUACUUCUCUCUGUUUUUCUUUCUUUCAAUGUUUCAAUCUGUUUCAGUUUUUGUAAAAGUUCUAUAAUAGUUUAUGUAAUUUCAAUCUUAUCUCCUUCAAGUUAUAUGGAAGGCUAAGCCUCCU
Molecule: messenger RNA, 2276 nt
Organism: Lotus japonicus
Lineage: Eukaryota; Viridiplantae; Streptophyta; Magnoliopsida; Fabales; Fabaceae
Exons: 2
Coding region: 984-1901 (305 amino acids)
Source: RefSeq, a predicted model, not a curated record